This is a messenger RNA of Nothoprocta perdicaria, 324 nucleotides long. It is a transcript of the gene INS, whose product is annotated as insulin. Gene Ontology annotation, molecular function: hormone activity. The record is from RefSeq and is a predicted model, not a curated record. The transcript is spliced from 2 exons. Gene Ontology annotation, cellular component: extracellular region. The coding region runs from base 1 to 324 and encodes 107 amino acids. NCBI's taxonomy places the organism in Eukaryota, Metazoa, Chordata, Aves, Tinamiformes, Tinamidae.
AUGGCUCUCUGGAUCCAAUCCCUGCCUCUCCUGGCCCUCCUUGCUCUUUCUGGCCUUGGGAYCAGCCACGCAGCUGCCAACCAGCACCUCUGUGGCUCCCACCUAGUGGAGGCUCUCUACCUGGUCUGCGGAGAGAGAGGCUUCUUCUACUCCCCCAAAGCCCGGCGRGACAUUGAGCAGCCUCUAGUGAGUGGGCCAUUGCGUGGCGAGGCAGAAGAACUGCCAUUCCAGCAGGAGGAAUAUGAGAAAGUGAAGAGAGGAAUUGUUGAGCAAUGCUGCCAUAACACGUGCUCCCUCUACCAACUGGAAAACUAUUGCAACUAG